AGCAGAUGUAGCUCGUGCUUGCCCUGCGAGUUGUCGGUGUGGAGUUCGUCACGUGUGGCGCUAGAGUUUGUUUACAUCUUGGCAAUGUCCGAGGGGAACGAAGUGACGAUGCACACGCCCUCAACCCUGCUCCCGCCCGUUGAUCGCACCCUUCACUGUAGCUCGAGGAUAUUCGCAUUAACGCCAAUCUUUACGACCGCUAAUACGGAUCUCGGAAACAUACCGUCUGACGCGCCUUUACUCCUGUUCGACCGAGUCCGGAUUCGUGCGCAUGCACGCGCUUUGACGCUACUUGCGCACUCAUAAUACCGAUUCACCUCACCCGCACCGGACUCAAUGUCCACCAUUUUCGCGCGCUCCCCGCUUGUUACCCUACCUAUGGCCGUAAACCGUCCUAGUACGCGACGACGAAGCGCGAAGCAAGCAUUCGACGACGAUGAUGCGCCAGCGCCAAAGAGGGUCAAGGCAGACUCAAACGGAGCUGGCAAGAAGGCCACGACCACCAACACAACAACGAAGAAGGCUGCGAAGAUUGCCUACGACGAGAACGACGACGGCUUCCAGUUUUCGCGGCGCACGACGCGAAAGACCACAAAGACGCAAGCCGCGCCAUUGCAAGAAAGCAUACCUGAGGCCAAGAUAGCAAAACCGACGCGACGGAAGGAGGUCUUGCGCUCGUCGCCUGAACCUGCACCUGUGAAAGCACCAACACGGCGGAAAAAGCCAGCCGCGACUGCUGACCCAGAAUCCUCGGACACACAAAACCGACGACGCUCUGCGCGCAUCUCUGGCGACAAGAAUAAUCUGGAAAUCCGGCCGAAAUCCGUGGAACCUCUGCUACCAAAGCGCACCGGCAGGAGAGCGCCUUCUGAGCCGCAAAAGAAGAAGCAGAAGCAGGUCACACCAGCACCAGAAGAGCAACCGGCACACGCGUUUGCAGGUGCGCAGACUCCAAACCAGGAUGAUGUCAAUGCUGCGAAGGAACGUGAUCCUAAUGCGAAGCGCAUUAUGCUUCCUUUCGCGGACACACCGGUGAUUACGCGAAACAAGGAAAUGCGCAAAGGCAACAAGGAUGGGCAUAGGCGGAGCAGUACAGGGUUACGCGGCAGGAGAGCAAGUUCGCUCAUCGAUAGCGGCAUGUCGAAUGCUCUUCCACACUCAGCGAUCGAGGUUGCGGAUUACUACAAGUACAUCGAACAAAGCUUACCGGAGCCGCGCCGAAUGAAGCAACUGCUUACCUGGUGCGGGUCCCAAGCCUUGCCAGAGAAGCCGUCGGGCGACGUUAAGAACACCAAUGCGAUAAUGGCUGCUCGAGCGAUCCAACAAGAACUUAUCGACGACUUCGCGAAUCGGCCGGAGCUGUCAGAUUGGUUCAGCAGAGAAGAGACAGCAGCAUCACCAGUCGUCAAGAAGCCAAACCCCGUGAACGAAAAGAACAUAAUUACACUGCAGGAGUUGGAGGAGGAGGUCAGGCGCCUUGAAGAAGAGAUGGCUGCUUGGGAAAGCCUGGAGAAGCCGUCUUUUCCGGCAGCUCCUGCAGCGCCCCCAUCCAAUGCGCCAGCAGUCACAUUAGCUGACAUCGACACCUCGCUUCUCGAUCCAGCGCAAGCUGCGAUACUCUCACAACUACAACUUCCGUUCACAUCUUCCGAGGAACAGCCACCGUCAGCCUUCAAAUUCACGUUCACAACGCCUUCGGCUUUGCAAACACAUCUCGACAAGUUAAGCCAAUCGCUGGAACCCAACAUCGACCUCUUUGCAGACGGCGUAAAUAAGAUCGAGCAGUACCGUAACACAGCAGAGCGCGUCGCAGACCGUAUCCUCGGCACAGCAGCGAAAAGAUUGGAGGAGCGCGACCGAGAAGUCAAGGAAAGAGCUGGCGCAGAUGGCAUCGGCAUUGGCGAUGUGUUGAGAGGACUGGCGGGUGUUUUGGGAGAGUCGUGAGAGCAUAGCAGUCUCAAAUUGAGAUUGAUGCUCAUCAUUGACACUGGACAGGCAAGAGAGAAACGAGAUUCUGCCAUCCGCGCCUUCAGAGUGGACACUUCCCAGAGUACUGCCUCAGGGAACGUACACAUUCGAACUCGAGGCCGGCUUCCGCGAGUUCUGGACAGCGUGCAUGGCUCGCUCACCCUGCAGAUUGCGAGACCUCUAGCUGGGACCAAGGCUGCACGGGCGACAUGAUUGACGCUGAAAGCAGUGGUGCGCUGGACGUGCCAGUCUCGCAGGCACAGGGGUCGGGUUCGCGGCGCAAUUGUGAGGACGCAUUGGACGAAUGGGAGACGACUACGCACACAUGGUGCUAUACUAUCGACUUAAACCUGCAAGUGUGCAUAUCAAGCGUGGUGUUGGGGGGCAUUUGCUCAAUGAAUCUUCUGUGUUUUAGCGAUUACGACAGCUUCUAUGUAUACAUCAC
Boeremia exigua is the source of this 2413-nucleotide messenger RNA. RefSeq names its product Mis12-Mtw1 protein family-domain-containing protein. The transcript is spliced from 3 exons. Gene Ontology annotation, biological process: cell division; mitotic sister chromatid segregation. The coding region runs from base 337 to 1944 and encodes 535 amino acids. NCBI's taxonomy places the organism in Eukaryota, Fungi, Ascomycota, Dothideomycetes, Pleosporales, Didymellaceae. The record is from RefSeq and is a predicted model, not a curated record. Gene Ontology annotation, cellular component: MIS12/MIND type complex.